AUGAGGCUAACUGUAACUUUUUUCACCAGCAUACUGUCGAAAGUGGUAAAUCAAAUAAACACAUCGGCAGAUUUGAACUGUGGCUUUGAAUCGGCAUGUCAGUGGCGUAAUAUUACUUCUGGAGAAGAUAGUGGUGAUUUCCUGAUAACAAGCAAUGUCAGGGUGGCGAACCACUUCAAUAUAAUUCCUUCGAGAAAUAAUUCAGAUGAGUUAUUUGCAUACACACAUGGACCUUUCGACGGGAUGCAAAAAGCUACUUUAAUUAGCAAUAUUAUAAGCUGUCAGUUAGGCGGUAGCACCUUAAAAUUUUGGUACUAUCGCACAGGUGACUCAGCAACACUGGAAGUGUGUGUACGUCAACCACCAGGAAGCUUGAACACCGCAGAUCUACGAUGCUUUCCUGUCUUCCCCAAAAACUAUGCUCAUCAAUGGUUAUUCAAUGCCGUUGAAUUCCCACCACUUACCCAACCAUUUGAACUUUUGAUACGCUCAAAUUAUAUUCAGCCGUUCGACAUAAUGGCAAUCGACGAUAUCUUCUAUGAUGCCGUACUUUGUGAGAACACCAAUUCUCGAUCAACUGAAGGCGGUGAAAGCAAAUUAACCUUUCUCCGUAAUUUAAAAGGUAAUUUUCUCGACGCCAAUGGAAUUGAUUCAGUGAACAAAAACUUUAUCUCUUUCCUUACGAGUGAACAUCGAAAGAGAUUGUUGCCAGUGUAUACUUCAUCAACAUCACGGAAAUCAAUAUCGAAAUUAACCUUUGGACGUAUCAAUGCUCAGCUCAUUUCACCUUGUCUCUUCACAGAUUGCUCGUUUGACUCUGUUAAUAUGUGCAAUUAUGUAUCUAGUGACGAACUCCAAGAUGAUGAUGAUCUUUUGCUGGAUUUACCUUCGGACAUUACUUCGAAGAAGUGGAGGCUUUCAAAUCAAAAAGUUGCUAAUACCCUCACCGGCAUAAUGAGCGAUGUCAGUGGCGGUGGUUGGUUUAUAUAUGCUGGUGAAACAAAUAAUCCAGCAGCAAUAUUUCUCAUGCGAACGUCAAAAGCAAUAAAUAUCCCUGAAGAAUCACAAGUUAGCUUCUACGUACAUAUGGCUGGCAAAUAUGGUCGUAUACGAGUCUGUUUGGAUUCUCUUCAAAAAUGUUCAUUUGAAAGGAACGGACAAGCGCUGAGUGUGAAAACGAGAAAAUGGAUAAACUUUCAUGUCAAUAUAUCACGAGGAUUCCAUACGAUUUAUUUUGUGGCAGAUAAAUUAAAGAAGAAUUAUGUGAUUGGUCUUGAUAAAAUUCAGUUACUGAUUAAACAUGGCGAAGUUUCUGCUCCAUGUGCACGAUAA
Molecule: messenger RNA, 1332 nt
Organism: Brugia pahangi
Lineage: Eukaryota; Metazoa; Nematoda; Chromadorea; Rhabditida; Onchocercidae
Source: the annotation of a GenBank genome assembly